Messenger RNA from Talaromyces marneffei, 2025 nucleotides. RefSeq lists its product as uncharacterized. NCBI's taxonomy places the organism in Eukaryota, Fungi, Ascomycota, Eurotiomycetes, Eurotiales, Trichocomaceae. The transcript has 10 exons. The coding region runs from base 1 to 2025 and encodes 674 amino acids. The record is from RefSeq and is a predicted model, not a curated record. Gene Ontology annotation, molecular function: GTPase activity; GTP binding; microtubule binding. Gene Ontology annotation, cellular component: cytoplasm; microtubule; membrane.
AUGCGCCUCACAGGUGAAGAUGCUGCUGAUGAACCAUAUAAAGAGCGUCCGAGAAUUGGUCAAGCAGUUGACCAAUUUGACAAUGAGAGACGAGUGCGCAUUCUCGGGAUCAUAGAUAGACUACGUGAACUUGGAGUGAGCGAGAAUGUUUCUCUGCCUCAGCUUGUUGUGGUAGGAGACCAGUCAAGUGGAAAGUCAUCCCUCCUAGAAGGUCUGACUGGCAUAUCAUUUCCGGUUGCGAGUGAUCUCUGCACACGUUUUGCAACGCAAAUUGUGCUUCGACGUGCUCCAGAAGAUGCCGCCGGAGUCAAGAUCAGAAUAAUCCCUGGACCCUCCGCUCAGGCGGACGAGGCAGCGAAGGCUCGACUUCUUGGCUUUGAGCGAGAGUUAUCUGCCUCUGAAUUUGACAAUCAAAAAUUUCUGGCUAUCUUUGAUGAAGCGGCAGAAAUCAUGGGUAUACCAGGCCCAAAGUCGGAAAAGCUGGACGACCUUGAGAAAAGAUUUUCUGAUGACAUUUUGAAAAUCGAGCUAUCCGGCCCAGAGCAUCACCAUCUUAGCGUUGUUGACGUUCCCGGCUUAUUCCACAACCCUACCAAGUACCAGACAGAAGAAGAUCGCGCUAUUAUCAGAAAGCUCAUUGAAAAUUAUAUCACGGACAAACGGACGAUCAUCCUCGCUGUGAUGGAUGCGAGAAACAAUCUGGCAAACCAGGAAGUGUUCUCAAUGGCACGAGCUGCGGAUCCCGCUGGUCAACGGACUGUUGGUAUUGUCACGAAAUGUGAUGCACUACAGGCCGGAGAGGAACAAGGCGUGCUACGUAUCGCCAAGAAUGAAGUUGAAAAGUUGAACCAUGGGUGGUUUGCUGUGAAAAAUCGAUCGGCUCAAGAAAUCAAGGAAGGAGCAUUGAAGACUUUCCUUGGAGGGUUACUUUACGAUCACAUUCGAAAUGAAUUUCCGGGACUGGUUAAGGAUAUCGAGGAGCUUUCGUCAAGCACGCAGAAGGAAUUGGAGCUGCUUGGGCCGUCGCGCCAAACAACCGCAGAUCAACGACGAUAUUUAACGCGUAUCGCAACCAAUUAUGAACGAGAAGUUCGGAGUGCGCUGAGCGGUAAUUAUGAUCCCAACCUCGAGGCUAGCAGUCCCCUCAAGCUUCGUAUGCAUAUCCAAAGAUUAAAUGGGGCAUUUGCAUCAGAUAUGGCACGCUUAGGACAUUUGAAAAUAUUUCGUACCGUUGCAGGGAGCGUUGACAAAGAAUUCAACUAUCCAGAAAGCGACCAGGAAAAUAUAUAUGAAUGGAUUCGAGGGCUUUAUCUAGAUUCUCGAGGGUCUGAAUUGCCUGGAACGGUUAAUCCUAUCGUCCUCGAGAAUAUGUUUCGACAACAAUCCCGUCCGUGGGAACGUAUUGCUGUUGCAUACCUCGACAAAGUCCAGCUUGCUGUGGAUGCUUUCAACAAAUCAGUAUUUGCAUCGUUGAUAUCUGAUGAUGAUGUGCAACUAAAACUCAAAGGUCGACUGUGCAGAGGUGCAUCAAGCUUUUCGAACCGCGUACGGAUGCAGCUGUCGGAAAUUCUCAAAGAUGAAAGAGGAGGUAUUCUGCAGACCGUCAAUCAUUACUUCGCAGACAAUUUGACUGCCAAUCGUGAGGAACGAGUCCUUCACAGAAUGCAAGCGCUGGGUACCAAGGAUGGUCAAUUGAUGAACAUGGCCCAGGUGAUGAAGGGUGUCCACAUCAGCAACGAAGAUCAAGCGGUCAACGACAUCCACGACAUGCUCAAGGCCUACUAUAAAUUGGCCCUCAAACGCUUCACGGACAAUGUUGUGAUACAAGUGACUGAACGAAUCAUUCUAGGUCCGGAUGGCCCGGUGAAAAUACUGUCGCCAGACUUCGUUGGAGACCUGCAAGACAAUGACCUUGUGGACAUUGCUGGUGAAAAUUUUGCAACCUCCAGCUUGAGGAACGAGUUGCUUGGCAAAUGCGAGAGAUUCCAGAAUGCAUUGGAGAUUGCUAGACAGGAAACUAUAUAA